CCGUUCCCACACCGGCCUCGUCCAGAAACACCUGCCCGGCCCCCGUCCACCUUUGUCUUGGGAAAAAGUCGUCGUCUCUGUUUAUUCCUCCCCCGGCAGCAUCAAUAAUGAUGAUCACCAGCGCCAGCCUCUCCCCGAGCCUGUCAUGGGACGACUUCAAAUCAACACACAUCCACCCGGACGUCGAGGGCGACUGGGAGCUCGUCGGCAUCCUCCCCGUCGUCUCGAUCGAGUCUAAUCUGAACGGCAGCAACGCCAGCAAUACCAGCAACGCCAGCAUCACCGCGAGCUCGCCCUCCCUUGGCCCGUCGCCACAUGGCUCUCGCAUUCGCCAUGCGGCCGGCACCAUCAGCGACGACGACGAUUCGAGUUUCCCAGGAGACCUGGACUCUGAACUGGCCGAGGAGCUCGACUCGUUCCUGAGUCUGGCUCUCGACCACUUGCAGCCGCACAAGCGACCUGCUUCCCGUCGACCGUCACUUUCUCGCAGCAGCGAAACUGGCCAGGAUGGCAAUCGGUCCAGCGCCGCAGACUCGCUCAUGGUGAUUGAUCUGCCACCGACACUAUCGUCCGACACAUUCGAUGCAUCUUUUGACUCCCCCGAACCAACGCUCAUGUGGCCGCAAUGGGAGUUUCCGGCCCUCGGCGACUCUGUCAGCGCACACAAGCACAUGAUUGCUGUCUCGGAGCUGCCGAGCUUCUCCCUCGACCUCACCCGGCCGACAUCCAAGAUGGAUCUGUUCUCGAGUGUUGUGCUCCUCGCCGAGACCGUCAGCGCGCUGUGCGCACCGCUGGAGGAAUUCGGGGCGACCGAGCUCAUGGACAUGAUGCUAUGGUGAAGCGUCUUUGACGAAUUCGCACUCGCAUCCAUGUCCCCUCCCCUCAUCUGCACCCUAAUCCUCGAUCAUAUUUCAUAAACGCCGGUUUGUGCGCAUAGACUUUUCUCUCGAGUGUCAUGCCAUGCCCCGUCUCCGUGCGCUUCCAUCGUACUGCAACUCUCGUCUGCAACGCUAAUGAGCACUAUCAGUGCCGCGUCGUCUACAGCUUGCGCGGAAUGAAACGGGACACCCUCCACAUUACGGUCGGGGGGGGGGCGAUUUUACUUGGCUUCUGUUCUCACUGGAUCUUGAAUAUGAUGAAUGCGCCACUGCUCAAUACAGCCACACUCCUUUCCGACAGA
This is a messenger RNA of Polychytrium aggregatum, 1180 nucleotides long. RefSeq lists its product as uncharacterized. The transcript is spliced from 3 exons. Bases 108 to 839 code for a protein of 243 amino acids. The record is from RefSeq and is a predicted model, not a curated record. Lineage: Eukaryota; Fungi; Chytridiomycota; Chytridiomycetes; Polychytriales.